AGAGAGAUGGGGAGAAGGCCUUGUUGCUCAAAGGAAGGACUGAACAGAGGAGCUUGGACGGCCAUGGAAGACACGAAGCUGGCCGACUACAUUGCAGCCCACGGCGAAGGCAAGUGGAGAGACCUCCCUCAGAAAGCAGGAUUGAAGAGAUGUGGGAAGAGCUGCAGGUUAAGAUGGCUCAAUUAUCUCAGGCCUGGAAUCAAGAGAGGCAAUAUCACAGAUGAUGAAGCUGAGCUCAUCAUUAGGCUUCACAAGCUCCUCGGAAAUAGGUGGUCGCUAAUAGCGGGAAGACUACCAGGACGAACAGACAACGAGAUAAAGAACUUCUGGAACACCAACCUACGCAAGAAGCAGCAUCACCACAACCCUCAAGGCACACAAGAUCCCACGGCAGCAGCCGAUCAUCACGAAGAUCACAAACCAUCGUCCUCCAAAGCCGUCGCUAUUGAUAACAUCACUCCCACCAACCAUGACCAGAGCCGUUCAGAUUUGUCGUCAAAAGCGAUCCGAACCAAGGCGACCAGGCCGUGCAGAGGCAAGGCCGUCUUCCCGCACGGCCCUACGGUUCCGUCGCCAAUUUUAAUGCCCGCGACGCGUAACAAUAGCGACGGAAGCAAUAACGACCAGAAUUGUGGUCACGUUGGUGCUAGUUGCUUUGGGUUGAGCUGUGAUUUGGAGAUAGAUGAGGAGUUGCUGUCGGAUUUGCUUCAGAGCACCGACUUCUCGUGGCUAAUUGACGACGACCUCGUGAUCAACGGCUAUCGUCGAGAUGGAGGAGAUAAGUACUGCCCGCAAGAGGGGCUGUUGGAAAUGGCGACGGCCAAUACGGUCGCUAAUGAUGAUGGUUGUGGGGAUUGUCUUGAUCAGGAUGAGAUGAUCGUCGCCAGAUCGGCAGCCGGGGCCACGUCAGCACAAGGGCAGACUAGUCUGAUUGAGGACGUGGCAGCUGCUGCAGGAACGAGUUCAGAUCCUGAAGGCGCCGGGGCGUGA
Messenger RNA from Linum tenue, 990 nucleotides. The record is from the annotation of a GenBank genome assembly. Lineage: Eukaryota; Viridiplantae; Streptophyta; Magnoliopsida; Malpighiales; Linaceae.